AGAGGAUGUGGUCGACAAGUAGCCGGUGCUGUAGUGACGUUCAUAGGCUUUUAUGUUAUCGCUCUUCCAAUUUCGGUGACCCUGAUGUUUGGAACUCCUUUGGAACUUUCAGGGUACUACGUUGGUCUCAUCCUUGGAAUGAGUAUUGUCGUCUGCGUCUUCUGUUUCCUGAUUUGGUACAUCAACUGGGAAAAAGAGGUCGCGAAGGCAAGGAUAAGAACCGGCACGGAUCAGAUUGCUAUGGAGAUACUGGGUCCAGCCCCUGAGCUGACUCACAGCGAGAGAACGAACUCAAUCGUUUCCCGGCGAUCAAGCAUCAGGGGCCGCACGUGUUCAAUCUCGAGCGAAUGGUACGAGGACUACAUGGGAAACUACGGCAGCCAACACAACCUCAUCAGUGACCCCUCGGAGUCUACGCACAAGAAACUGGACAAGAAGACCAUUAAACUGAUCGCCACGCGCGUGUUAUUCGUCUUAUUUAUGGUGCUAACAUUUGUAAUUGGUUUAGUAUUCCGAAUAUCAGAGGCACCUGGGCAUGAUAGUGCAAAUAGUACGACAAUUUCUACAAUGGACACCUCAACCUUGGCUCCAUUCAUUAUUAAUUCGACGUCAACACUAUACAAUCUGUCAACAUCUUGGUCCAUGGACUCAACCACAUGAGAUGUCAACAUCAAGGAGAGAAAAUGAAUUUUACAUGUGGUUCCACACUUGAAGCUUUCCACUAGGAGCGCAGCUGUUUCCGUUGUAGCCGACUUUGUAGCACUGUUGUGAUAUUCUGCUGCUGUUUUUUAUGGCUACAAAGUUUAGAAAUGACAUGCACAAAC
Lineus longissimus is the source of this 824-nucleotide messenger RNA. RefSeq lists its product as uncharacterized. The transcript is spliced from 4 exons. The coding region runs from base 85 to 660 and encodes 191 amino acids. The record is from RefSeq and is a predicted model, not a curated record. NCBI's taxonomy places the organism in Eukaryota, Metazoa, Nemertea, Pilidiophora, Heteronemertea, Lineidae.